ACUGUGGAGAGUGACUUAGUUCACUGCUGUAGGAUAUCAGUUGUAUUGUAGUUUAAGUGACAAUUUUAAUCAGUAGUUUAUUUAAAAAUGGGAAGUGCACAAUCAGCUUUAAAUUUUGGCGCUGGACCUGCCAAGUUACCUAGAGAGGUGCUAGAAGAGGUCCAAAAAGAAUUCCUUUCCUACCAGGAUUCAGGAAUGAGCUUGAUUGAAAUGAGCCACAGAGGCAAGGAAUAUACCAAAAUCAAUAAAGAUUCACAAGCGGUUAUUAGGGAGCUUCUUAAUGUUCCGGACAACUACAAGAUUCUGCUUAUGCAAGGCGGUGGAUGUGGAGCUUUUGCCGCAGUUGCCAUGAAUCUUUUGAAUAGAACCGGAACCGCUGAUUAUGCCGUGACUGGUACAUGGUCCGACAAAGCAGCUAAAGAGGCAUCCAAAUAUGGAAACGUUAAUCUAGUGUUUCCAAAAGCCAACAAACCAGGCAGUAUUCCUCCUCAAAACACUUGGAAAAUGAAUCCAAAUGCUUCCUACGUAUACUACUGUGAUAAUGAAACUGUUGAUGGUGUUGCAUUCCAUUACAUUCCCGAGACCAAUGGUGUUCCUCUAGUCACUGACAUGUCAUCUAGCAUAAUGACCAAGAAACUAGACAUCUCGAAAUUCGGUUGCAUCAUAGCUGGUGCCCAAAAGAAUAUUGGACCUGCGGGAGUAGUAGUGGUUAUUGUCCGUGAAGAUCUUCUAGGAAAUCCAAUGAAAUGCUGCCCAUCCGUAAUGGACUUCACCUACAUAGCCAAAGAAAACUCUGUACACAACACUCCAGCAACAUUCUCAGUCUACGUCAUGGAGAAGGUACUCCAGUGGAUUAAAAAGAACGGAGGUCUCGAAGCAAUGGAAAAACUAGCGAUAGAAAAGAGCAGUUUAUUGUAUAACGCCAUGGUUGAAUCUAACGGUUUUUACACUUGCCCAAUUGAUGAAGACGUUAGAAGUAGAAUGAACGUACCAUUUAGAGUAGGAGGAGGCAACGAAAAACUCGAAGAACUCUUCUUAGUAGAAUCAGAGAAAGUCAAAAUGUAUCAAUUAAAAGGUCACAGAUCUGUGGGAGGAAUCAGAGCUAGUUUAUAUAAUGCAGUUUCAUUAGAUGACGUUAAAUUGUUAGUUAAAUUUAUGAAAGAAUUCCAAGCGCAACAUGGACCAAAGUGAUGUCAUUAAUAAUUGUGUAAAAUAAAUAAAAUUCGACAUUUUAUUUUUGUCUUUUCUAAUUGUAAAUUUGUUUUAUAUUUAAGACUGCUCUAUUUCGGGAUUUAAGAUGUUAUGUGUACAUAUUUUUUAAUAAAUAUUUAUUUUGUAAUAAGUGUCACUGUUUGCAACUGCUUAUACGAAAAAUCUAUUUCGCUCUUGUCAUAUCGCUCUAAAAAUCAAAUAAUUCAUGUUUCUGAAACUAAAGAUAAUACGUCUGAGGUGGAUAGGGCAUGUAAUGCGGAUGGAACAAAAUAACCCAGCUAGAAAAACGCUCUUGAUAGAGUCAUUGGUCAGAGAAGUAGAGGAAGAUUCAGAGCAAGGUUCCUUGAUAACCUCGAUGAAGACAUGAUGAAUAUGGGAAUACGUACUUGGCGGAGAAAGGCGAUGGAUAGGGACGACUGGAGAGAAAUUCUUGAAUAGGCUAGGAUUCACGCAGGGUUGUAAAGCCAGAAUGAUGAUGAUGAUGAAACUGAUGAUAUUCACUUCUGAAAGAUGACGGUGAAGAUAUAAUUUUGUAAAAAAGGGAUGAUUGUUAAAAAAGUUGUCAAACACAUCAAAAUAAAAAUAAUCUU
Molecule: messenger RNA, 1802 nt
Organism: Diabrotica balteata
Lineage: Eukaryota; Metazoa; Arthropoda; Insecta; Coleoptera; Chrysomelidae
Source: the annotation of a GenBank genome assembly